Messenger RNA from Haplochromis burtoni (Burton's mouthbrooder), 4400 nucleotides. It is a transcript of the gene klf4, whose product is annotated as Kruppel-like factor 4. Gene Ontology annotation, biological process: regulation of transcription by RNA polymerase II. Gene Ontology annotation, molecular function: RNA polymerase II cis-regulatory region sequence-specific DNA binding; DNA-binding transcription factor activity, RNA polymerase II-specific. The record is from RefSeq and is a predicted model, not a curated record. NCBI's taxonomy places the organism in Eukaryota, Metazoa, Chordata, Actinopteri, Cichliformes, Cichlidae. The transcript is spliced from 5 exons. The coding region runs from base 321 to 1640 and encodes 439 amino acids.
CUCACGCGCUUCCCUCAGUUCAGACUGCCGGUCCCUGCAUGGCAACAGGAGCAAGGGAUUCCCCCCCUGCCCCGUCGCCCCAGUCUAUCUUCCCGUUUAGCAUCGUUUCAGCUUUAAAAAUGCAGCAGCCCGGCAGCUUUUAACCCGUUCGCGGUGGCAUGUCCUGGAACCAAAGUGUAAUGCGCGACGCGGAGCAGAAACUUUAAAAUCCGGGGGAUAUUCAAAGCAGUGCAGCCGCAUCCUCAGAAGAAUCUUUUCAAACGGGACUCCGCAUAUAUAUACAUUUAUAUAUAUGUGUGUGUGUAUAUAAACUCUAAGCGAUGAGGCAGCCUCCAAAUGACGUCGAGAUGGCAUUAGGUGGAACCCUUCUGCCCUCCAUAUCCACCUUUGCCAGCGGCCCCACUAUCAAGAGUAAAUCUAUAGGAAACGCCAAUUUAAGAUGGAAGGAGGAGUUGUCCCAUCUUAAGAGAUCCAGCGUGCCAGACGAAAGCAGCUGCCCCGACCCAGACCAUCCCACUGCCACCAGCAUGUCCAAGAAAGACACAGAGCUGGACCUGGACUUAGACUAUGACUUUAUUUUGUCCAACUCUAUUCUGCAGCAGCAACAACAGCAGCAGCAACAGCAGGAGGAUGCCAUGGCAUGCACCUCUGCCCAGGGACUGUCUCCUUCCCCUGGGUCUUUCACCUCAUCUUACCCUCUCCCUUCCCCUCAGGGAACUGCCAGCGAGCUGCUCUACACCAUUCCAGACAUCAAUGAUGUUUCGCCCUCUGGAGGCUUCGUGGCCGAGCUCAUGAGACCCGAGCUGGAUCCGGCUUACCUCCAACCCACGAGCCUCCAUGGGAAGUUUGUAGUCAAGACAACAAUGGACAUGGGAGAUUACAACCAAGGCAUGAAUGUUAGCAAGGCCUGUGUUAACGCUGUGUCAGACCCGACUCCCUCACGUGCCUCGACGACCUUCGUGUGCCACAGGAUAAAGCAGGAAAACCCCAGUAAUUGCACCAUCUCACAACCCAUGGACCUACACCUGGCUGGAGUAAACUCCCAUGGACGAGGAAGCCAGCAGCAGCAGCGUCCCAGCCACUUGGAUCUUGGGUUCCAUGGCAGAGGGCGCUCCAUGACAAACAGCAGGUUAUCCUCAUCCUCUUCCCUCUCCCCGGACCACCCCUUGAGCCGGGAACACCAGGUGUUGGGCCAUUCCCACUCUCAGAUCCCUCUUCCUCCCCAGGGAUACCACCAUAGUUCGCCACCGGGAUACACGUCCUACGCCCAGACAUCAUCCAUGCAGUACCAAGAACCCCUCAUGAUAUCUACUGGUGACUGCAUGCCGGAGGAGCCAAAGCCUAAACGUGGUCGACGGUCCUGGCCGAGGAAGAGAGUGGCGACACACACGUGUGACUUUGUCGGCUGCGGGAAGACAUACACAAAGAGCUCGCACCUUAAAGCGCACCACCGCACACACACAGGGGAGAAGCCUUACCACUGCGACUGGGAGGGCUGUGGCUGGAAGUUUGCGCGUUCGGAUGAGCUCACCCGCCACUACAGGAAACACACAGGCCACCGGCCGUUCCAGUGCCAGAAAUGCGACCGGGCGUUUUCAAGGUCAGAUCACCUAGCUCUCCACAUGAAGAGACACUUAUGAGACUUGGAUGGUCGGUGGAUGAAGGCUCCAGUGGGCGGGGAAGGGGACAUAUAUGUACGUUAGCAGAACCCUGAACAAACCUGUGACCUACAGUUUUUUUUUCUUUUAAACCACGAUUUGCCUUCAAACUGGCGUCAAGCAACAAGACAAGCUGUGGUGUUCAUGGCAAGAAAAAACAAAAAUGAAAGAGCGCUGGAUCUUUAAGAGCCAAGAAUUUCUCUCAAGACUGAUCCCGUGCUCGCACGUUGUGCAGGUGACUCGACAAGACCUCUCAGCCAGGGUUGUAAACUUUUUUAUGAAAGGGACCAAACUGGAAUUUGUGUUAUUUAACCGACAAAACUUGGAGGACCAGGUGCCAACUGUUUUUUUGGGGGUUUUUUCGAACUGGAAGUGUAUUUUUGUCAGGGAAACCAGGAGCAACAGAAAAAACAUCUCCAGAGGCCUUCUACCAGCAACAUGUCUUCAUAGGCCCUGUAAACGACACACUGUACAAUUAAAUACAUAUAUAUUUAUAUACACAUUUCACCUGCAAUGCCAUUGAUUUCAGGUACAAUGUUAAUUUAUACAGAAUGGUGCUCAGUGACUCUGAAGGGUUUUUUUGUAAUAAAAGGUACCAAAGAUUAUACAAAAAGGGUGAAAUGAAAAAGUGCCAUAUGGUUUUUGUGUUUCUUGGAAACCUCUCUUCCGCAAUCUGACUUAAAUCAGGUAAACACUUCAUUUUUUUUUUAAAGGUGAUGGCAAUCUUCAAUGCACUGCAGCUGCAAAGUGCAAUAAUUUAUAUGAGACGCUUGUAUUUUUGUAUUGAAUGAAUAACUCUGAACAAAUCUUUGUUUGUUUAUAGCCAAAAUAUGUAAUAUAAUCUUGAACUUUGUACAUUUGUAAAUAAUAAUUCUUUGUUAUUGUUUUGUAUUUUACAUUAUAAUAAAAUGUAUUUGGUAUAAGAAGAAAAAUCUUUAUGACCUUUAUGCCAUUUCAUUGACAACCUUUGAUAUCUAAAGACAUGAACAGUUGGCAGGAUAAAAGACAUUAGUCCUAUAAAAAAAAAGUUUUACAGUAGGUUGAAGAUUACCGCACUGACCUCUGUGGUAAUGGUGAGAUCACUCCAGGCGACCUAACACAAUGUUGCCGUUAAAAAAGGUUUUCAAAAGAAAAUUCACUCCUACAAUGUCGCACUUCCAUGGAGUUCUCUUUCCACCUGUCAGGUGGAUGAAUUGGGAGGACAACUGAGUUGGUGGCUGACAUUCAAGGGUGACACCAAAACUGGCACUGAUGUGCACAAUAGGAGUACAAGCACUCAGAUAUGCUGCGGUGAGAUAGAUGACCUGAGACUUACAGCACUGAAAAGAGCUCAGUAGAAAGGUGAUGUUGCUGAGCCGUUAAGGCUCUAUACCUAUACUGUGCAGGCCUCACAGUGUGACCUCGUAGAGAGAUUUGGACUAUAAUAACUGUACUUAUUUUUAUGUAUGUCAAAUAAGUUUAAAAUACAGAUGGUGAUCAUUUUUAGAUAUUUAAAUAGCCCUUCAUUUUGACAGGGGAUGUCAAAAUGUAUUAAAUCUACCACUGUAUCUAACACUGGGUUUGCAACAGCUGUGUUAUUUAUCACUAAGUAUUUGGAUUUGUAGCGUGUUGACAUUAUAGUACCUUGCAAAGAAUUUUAUUAAAUCUAUCAAGAAAGAAAAAAGUAAUUUACAUCCUGAUAAGAAAGAAAAGGGUAAAAACACAAGAACCCAUGUAUGAGUAUUACUUGUGUAUUUAGAUGUUGACACAUUUGCUGUAUAGUUACAUUUAUUAAAGUGGCACUUGGCAGGUGGGUGAAGCCUGAGAUCAGAUGUUGUGGUGAAGCAACGAUAAUAACAAAAACCCAUAGAGACUCACCUUAAAUUAAAUCCUGAGCGAAUUUGUACUGUGGCCUCCAUUGGAUUUGUUUUCUUUGAGGAUUACGUGAUCGCCUGAGUGGUGCUGCUGUGUCUCUGAGGUUUACUGGUCUUUGAGAGUGUACAGCCUUUCAAUAAUACAACAUUUUUAUUAUAAUUUUUUAACAAUAUGAAUUUAUAAGAUGAUUCAAAACAUCACAUACUGAUUAUAGAGAAAAAACAUCCUAUAGUUAGGACAUUACAACAUUACAGCAUUCUUUAGAGACUUAAGUACCACAGCACAGGGAUGACAAGGGGAAAAGAAGGGUGUGUGUAAGACCAUGCGGGUAGCAUUGCUUUCCAUUUGUUGUGAGUGGUAGCCCCCAGUCACACAUCUUCAGGUUUGGAAGUUGGAAAUAUAUUGUGGUCUAUGUUGCCCCCUAUAGGUUUAUUUGGUUCAAACACAGCACAAUCCCUUCAGAAUCUCCCUUUUAAUUAAGAAUUACACUUCGUAAACCAGACGGCUAUAAUUGCAGGUGUCAUUUGUAGUGUUUGUUGCCACAGAAAGAAUAUGCUAAUUUUCAAUGUCUUUUAAUUCAGCAUUUUAAUGACUAAAGUGUCAGACGGAUUGUGGAUUUCUUGUGUGUUUAUUUAUUUUUUUUUACAUAAAGAUGUAAAAGUGAGUAUACACAUUUAUUAACAGCAAAAAAAAAAAAUUGCACUGUAUUACUUCUCCCAAAGCUUUGACCCUCUUUAUACAGUGCUCUGAAAAAUCAUCUCCCCCAAAUGUGGUACAACUGGUUAUCAGGCGUUUUCCUACACCAGGCCUGGCAAGUUUGGCAACAUUAACAUUUUCACAUUAAUAAAUGAAAAACUGGAUUUUGUAUUUUUUCAAGUUACCUCUAAU